Python bivittatus (Burmese python) is the source of this 3258-nucleotide messenger RNA. NCBI's taxonomy places the organism in Eukaryota, Metazoa, Chordata, Lepidosauria, Squamata, Pythonidae. The record is from RefSeq and is a predicted model, not a curated record.
GAUACUUGGAGAUGAUCAUCCAGGCCUGCUUGGAUUGCCUCUCACUUCAGGACAACUGUGACAAGGAGCUACUCAACAGGAAAGACCUUUGCUAUGACUUCCUGGCUGCCGUAGCUCCCGAGGACAUCCGGGUCUGCCAAAUUCGGGCAAUGCGUCUUUUUCAGAGACACAUGUACAAGGAAUGUGUAUCUGUCUGCAGCAGGGCCUUAGAAGUCUUCCUAUCCAGUGAUUCACCAGGGGACGAAGAGACCACAAGUAUUCUUGUGCACCGAGCUGCAGCUUUAUUCACUAUCAGUGGCCACGUACCAGAGAUGCUGAGGGACCUGACAGCUGCCUUUGAGGCUAGCCCCAGGCUGGCCAGGAACCACUUUGAAGCCCUCUUCUCUCCUGGGGAGGCUGAGAGAGUCGAGAAGCACGCCUGGACAGCCCUGGAGGGCGAGUUUGCAGCUUACAAAGAAGCCGUACGUGUGAGGGCCGAAGUCCGGAGCAAUGGUGGACAGGAGUUGCUUCCUCCGGUGCUCCGCACGCUUCGUUUCCUCGUCCAGGUCUCCCCGGGAGCUCUACGGGAACUAAAUGUCCGCCUGGCAGAUUGCUACCUCUUAGAAGGCAACAUCACAGCCUCCUUAGAAGUUUGCAACUGCCUUCUGGCUUCUGCCGAAACCACGUAUCGUAACACCCUUCUUGCCCAGCGAGGAUUUUGCCACCUCCAUGCCAACUGCUGCCCAGAGGCCCUCCGAGAUUUCCAAGCGAUCAUCGAAGACGGCACUCCACAUCCUAGCAGUUGCGUGAAGGCCCUGUGCGGGCGUGGCCUGAUCCGAGCCUUGGGGGGAGAUCCGUACCUAGCGGCCUUGGAUUACCUGACUGCCUGCAGACUCAGGUUCGAAGAAACCGGCUUCGUGAUCAAGGCCUACCUCCCUUGGAAUCAAAGAGGGUUGCUCUUGGUCAUCCUGCAAGAGCAAGUCCAGAAGAUGUUGGAGAGAAAGGAGAAACCCGGUUGUGGUUCAGGUGCCCAACUGGAGAAACCAGGAUGGCCAGAUGGCCUCCAGAAGGAAGGGGAUGACUUUGGGAUCCACCAGCUGGCUUCUCUGCUCUUGGAACUGGACAGUUCGGAUAGGGUGUCUCGGUUGCUGUGCGCCGACGCUUUGUACCAAAUGGAUCGCCUUGAAGAAGCCCACGAGAGCCUCUGGGUGGCUCUUUCAAAGAGCUCUGAGAAGUCCCCUGUUUGGGCCAGGCUGGCUCUCCUGCAGCUGAAGAAAGGCUGUGUGUACGAUUGCAAUCAGUACCUGAAGAAAAUGAUUCAGGCCGGCGAGUUGUCCUGCCUCCAGGGGUUCGUGAAGGUUUUAAAAGAAGAGGAUCGAGUCCUGCUGAAAAACCACUGUCACACCAGGGCUGUGACAGUCCUGAAAAACAAGCAAGGGGAGGCUUAUCUGAAGGAAGCCAUUGCCUACCUCUCCUUGGCCAUCACCACGGCAGGGGAUAAUGCUGUGGAUUCCCUUCUGGUGCGCGCUCGUUGUUACGGGCUCCAGGGACAGAAAAAAACAGCGAUAUUUGAUUUCAAGGCCAUCUUAAAAGAAGAUCCGAGAAACACCCAGGCUCUUUGUGGAAAAGGGUUCGUUCACCUGGCCCUGGGCCAGAAGAAGGAGUCAACGCAAGAUCUGAUCGCAGCUCUCCAAGGGGAUCCAGCCUCAGCCAUAGCAGAAAUCUGCUCUCUAAAGCCAGAUGCUCAAGUCCAGAUUCGCUCUUGGCUGCUGGAACACUGCAGGACUGCGUUGAUGGACUUUGGCAGGAGCCAAGACCCACUUGUUGUAGAGACGCUGGAGGAGCUCUCCAAAGUGGGGGAAUCACUGGUGGAGAUGGACAACAAGGACAGUGAAGCUCACAUCCUCUGUGUUGACUUUCUAAUUGCAAGGGGUAGGAGAGAUCUGGGAAGACCCAAGGAUGCCCUGUCAUAUCUCCAGAGGACAUUUGGACAAACUGAACCAAAUGAUGCUGUCAACUCUCGGCUGGGAAUUCUGCAAGCUAUCUUGGGCAACUUAAAUGCAGUCCAUGUUUUGGCCACUUUAGCAGCAAAGGACUACAAAGAAUUAGAGCACCUGAUGGGGUUUUUAGAUGCCAACCAGCGGCUAAACCUUGCUCAGGUCGCAGCCAGAGAAGCAAAGGCAAUGGUGAAAGAGCAGUGCCAUGUAGGAGCUCUGAAAUAUCUCACCUUGGCUGUUGUGGCAAGCAAAAGUAACCCUCAGUAUCUUCGCCAGCGUGCUGCCUGCUGGGCCCAGCUAGAAGACUACAGGAACGCUCUGGAAGAUAUCCAGAAGGUAGUCCAACAACAUGGCACAAAUAGCAUGAAAACUCAAGUUGGGGACUUCUGUUCCUGGGCGUACAUGCUGUUGUCCAUUUCGGACGAGGAGCUGGCUGUAAAGCAAUAUAUUAAUGCCCUACAGCUUGAAAAGUCCUUGGCCCUGAGCCACAUCCUGACUGAUCUCAGGAGGGAUGAGCUGUCCAAAGCGUUCCUCCGAACCGCCCAAUCUUAUUUUGCAGCAGACCGUUACGAAGAAGCGUGGACAACAGCAAAAUUUGGCCUCCUUGUCGAUCAGAACAAUCCUGAACUUAAAAAACUAAAAGCGAGAAUUAAACGGCAGGCGUCUGGUUGCAAAGUUCAGUAAUGUAUUGGUUGCUGGUUUUGCACAAUCGCAUCACCCUUUGCCUGUUCUCCUUUCUUCCCCUCCUUUAUGCUUGUAAAAACCUUCUGAUAAUUCUGGGCAAGGCUGUCUGUGAAACUGAAGGGGGAUCAUUUUAUGGUGUAACCAAGUGAGGCUGCUACACUGUUGGAAUAAGAAUUUGGUUUAUUAAUUGGUAGGGUGGGUCAGAAUGGCUUAAAGCCUUCUUCAGCUUUUCUCCAACAUGUAGGCAGUUCUGGUUUCCACUCCAAAAUCAAGGAAAGCUGGGGUAUCUAUUUCAUGCUUGGGGAUCAGAGACAUGCAGAGGGCCCAGUCAUGAAUGAGAACGUCAACAUACGUUCCACCCCUUUUUAAUGCAUGUACAAUAUCAUAAAGGCCUACCAUUUCUCUGUUCCACUCAAGAUGCUGGUUGUUAAAGUUGCUGAGUCUUAACAACUAAUACACCAGACCUAUUACUGUAAUUCUCUCUUCUGUAACUUUGGCCAGGAAUCACAAGCUUGCACUGAAAUAUGGUUAUUGGAAAUCAGUUUUCCUUUUUUUUUUUGAGGGCCAGUCACUUUCUCUCAGCCCUAGGAAGGAGGCA